Molecule: messenger RNA, 1036 nt
Organism: Ctenocephalides felis (cat flea)
Lineage: Eukaryota; Metazoa; Arthropoda; Insecta; Siphonaptera; Pulicidae
Product: protein GDAP2 homolog
Exons: 6
Coding region: 118-738 (206 amino acids)
Source: RefSeq, a predicted model, not a curated record
GCAGAAAAGUAUUAAUUAUUGAAACAAAAACUUAGAACUUUAUAAGUGACAUUUUGUGAGAUUUUAAAAGUUUAAAGUGAAUUUUGAGUAAAUUAAUUCAAAAUUGAUACUCAAAUCAUGACUAUGGGCGAGGAGAGUAUAGAAAUUGGAGACGCUUUGCCUCCGCCUGAAAUUGUUGAAACUCCUGAAGAAAGAUAUGAACGUUUGCUGAGACGAGCCAAAACUGAAGAUUUGACCGAAGUUUCUGGCAUCGGAUGUUUAUACCAGAGUGGAGUCGACAGAUUGGGCAGGCCCGUCGUCGUCUUCUGCGGAAAAUGGUUCCCUGUCAAUAAUUUAAAUUUGGACAAGGCUCUUUUAUAUCUGAUCGCUCUAUUGGAUCCGAUCGUAAAAGGAGAUUACGUGAUCGCCUACUUCCAUACUCUGACGUCAAACAACAACUACCCUUCGUUCGCCUGGCUGAGGGAGGUUUACAGCAUAUUGCCAUACAAAUAUAAGAAGAAUUUGAAAGCCUUCUAUAUCAUUCAUCCUACGAUCUGGACGAAGAUGAUGACAUGGUGGUUCACAACUUUCAUGGCUCCAGCAAUCAAACAAAAAGUACAUUCUUUACCAGGAGUAGAACAUUUAUAUUCUGUGAUGACACCAGAUCAGUUGGAAAUUCCUGCUUAUAUCACCGAAUACGAUAUGACGAUCAACGGUUUACAUUAUUUCCAACCAGGACAGACAACUGCGGCCACGUAAUAUAGCGUUCUAUGUCCGAGAACAAAAAAUUUAAAAGCAAAUCAAAAUUAUUCCAUAACAUAUGAAGAGAUUCAUCCCUUAACUUAUAAGUCGUUAGUUGAUAAUAAUCAAAGUGAAUGAAACAUUAUCAUAAUUAAUAUUUUAUAUUUAAUUUUAAUUUUAAUUUUAGAAUCAUAUUUGAAGUUGGAGCGUUAUAACAAUUAAUAAAUUUUUUUCAUCAUUAAGUGUAAAAAGUAAUAUUUAGUAGGCAUUAAGUACUUACAAAGUAAUUAAAAGUAUCACACGAGAAAGUGUUUAG